AUGUCGUUCACAUCGCUGGCCGUCGCAUCCCCCGCCUCCGAGCAAAUGAAAUCCAAGAAGAAGAAGCACGAGUCCAUGGACAUCCCCGCCACCGACGCACCAUCGCUCGCCGAGGCCGAGGAGAAGACCGAUGCCCUCCGCUACGGCGUCAUCAACCUCGACAAGCCAUCGAACUCGUCCACCCACAAGGUGGUCGCCUGGAUCAAGCGCAUCCUCCGCGCUGAGAAGACCGGCCACAGCGGCACGUUCGACCCCAAGGUCACCGGCAACCUCAUCGUCUACGUGGACCGCACCACGCGCCUUAUCAAGUUGCAGCAGGGUGCUGGCAAGGAGUACGUCUGCGUCGCCCGCUUCCACGCCGUCGUGCCGGACACCGAGCGCGUGGCACGUGCGCUAGAGGUGCUCACGGGGAGUCCUAUUUUUUCCACAGGUGGAGUCUGA
Molecule: messenger RNA, 441 nt
Organism: Sorghum bicolor (sorghum)
Lineage: Eukaryota; Viridiplantae; Streptophyta; Magnoliopsida; Poales; Poaceae
Product: H/ACA ribonucleoprotein complex subunit 4
Exons: 2
Coding region: 1-441 (146 amino acids)
Biological process (GO): rRNA pseudouridine synthesis; snRNA pseudouridine synthesis; mRNA pseudouridine synthesis
Cellular component (GO): box H/ACA snoRNP complex
Molecular function (GO): pseudouridine synthase activity; RNA binding
Source: RefSeq, a predicted model, not a curated record